GUGGGAAAGGCUCCUAGGAAGCUCCAGGUGCCCAUUUGUUUCAGUCAGAUCCUCUUGGGGAACCACUGCGGGCCAGUGAGGCAAGAGUCCUGGGUUUCUGCGCAAGAAAGAAAGAAAAGUUAAAGACAGAACCUAUGAUACUCGUGGUAGCUCUAUGACACUGUCAAGUCCGAGAUGGGCACUCCUACCUUCGGAGAAGAGCAGCUGGAAGUGAAGAGGGACUUUCCUUCAACCUUCAUGAUCUGAACUAUGAGUGUGUCCACCUGUAGCUUCAAUAGAGGCUGAGAAGUGUGGUUUUGCCUAUCUUCACUAGAAUCCAGCAUGUCGAAUUUUUCCUCGAGAAAAAAGUCUCCUACUGGAAACGAUGUGAAGAGCACCCAGGGGGCUGCACUGAGACAACAGGGCUUUCAUGAUGUGAACAAAAGAAGGGCUUUCUUGCAGGAUAACAGCUGGAUAAAAAAACGUCCUGAGGAGGAAAAAGAUGAGAAUUACGGCAGGGUGGUGCUCAGCCGGCAUAACUCCCAUGAUGCCUUGGACAGGAAAACAGCCGAGAGGGAUGAGCCAAAAGCCACGAUUAGCCGGUACCACUCUGAUGACGCUCUGGACAGAACACUGUCCACGCUUAGGAUACCAGAAGCAACCAAGAUGCCAGCUGGUAGCUCCCUUCACGCAAACCCCACCACCACGGCUUCCACACCUGCUACCACCCCUGUGAAGAAAAAGAGACAGUCCUGGUUCCCACCACCCCCUCCCGGUCACAGCGCCUCUCCAAGCCCAGGAGCGAGCGGAAGGGAUCCAGCCGUCCACCCUCCCAUACCUCCAAAACCCCGCUCUCCCAUUGCAUCUCCUAAACAACUGAGACAGAAUAACAGGCAGAUACAUGCAGCUACAUCAGGUGCAUACGGAGAAGCCAAUAGACAUCUUGAAAGAAAUAUCAGGACUGAGGAUCUCGAUGACAUCAUCAGGGUGGCUGCUUCGCUUCAGAAGACUGACAAGGGUGAAGAACUGGACAAUCUCAUUAGAAUGAACAAAAGCUUGAACAGAAAUCAAGGUCUUGACGGCCUCUUCCGAGCAAACCUGAAGGCACAGCAGAUAGACAAAAGAGCCCAGAGUCUUGAAAGUCUCAUCUAUAUGAACACCCAGAUGGACAGAGAUGCCAAAGGGAAUCCAGCCUUUGGAAGUCUUAAGAAAAUCCAUCAAAGGACGGACAAAGAGAAAGGCCAAGGCCUCAGACCAGUUCCCAAAAUGAGUGUCACAGCAGACAAAAGCAGCAGAAGAGGUAGAGAGCUUGAUAAUGUUAUGAAGACCAAGUCCAGAGGACAUGAGAACACCUCUGGGAAACAAGACCUUGAUGGACUGAUUAAAGUGAAUCCUGAGACACAGACAUAUAUGAAGAGGGGCCAGAGCCUUGACAACCUGAUCAAAGUAACCCCAGAAGUAAACAAGAGUAACCACGGGAGUCAAAAUCUUGACAGUUUCAUCAAAGCUGCACCCACAACCAACAGAGCUGACCAAGGCUAUCAACACAGUCUUGAUGAUCCUAUUACUACGCAUUCCAAAGCUGUCAAACCUACUGCUGGACACCAAGAUCUUGAUAAGUUCAUCAAAGUGAAUCCCGCUGUUCUUGAGAACAAUCAAAGAAACCAUGAACUGGAUGGCAUCAUCAGACGGAACCCUGCAGUGACCAGACAAAGCCAAGAUUUGGACAAGCUUAUUAAAGUGAAGUCUCCUGCUCUCAGAAACACAAAUGGGAACGCUAACAAGCAACAGUGUCCAUGGUUCCCCUUGAUCUGCCCUGUAAGGGAGUGCCACACCCCUUCACACAACAAUGAAUUACAUUGUUACAACAUGGAGAAUUCUUAUACUGGAAAAGACCGGGGCCUAGAAAACUUAACUGGAGUAGAUUCUCAUCUAUCUGAAAAUAAAAAUGGAAGGCUCGAUGGCCAAGUCAAUGGAGUCACCAAAAAUCUACUCAAGGAGUCCACGAGAACCUCUGUCUAUUCUUAUGAGGCCAGAAACAGCCUCAGCUCCAAUGCUGGAACCAGGAAUGUUGGCCCUAAGGACACGGUUGUGUACACAAGGACAUAUGUGGAGAAUAGUAGAUCACCAAAAGAUGGAUAUCAGGAAAAUAUCUCAGGAAAAUAUAUACAAACUGUUUAUUCAACUUCAGAUAGGUCUGUCAUUGAAAGAGAUAUGUGCACUUACUGCCGCAAGCCCUUGGGGGUAGAAACCAAAAUGAUUUUAGAUGAGUUGCAGAUCUGCUGCCAUUCCACCUGCUUUAAGUGUGAAAUAUGCAAACGGCCUUUGGAAAAUCUGCAAGCUGGUGACAGUAUCUGGAUUUACAGGCAGACUAUACAUUGUGAGCCCUGCUAUUCUAAAGUGAUGGCCAAGUGGAUUCAGUAACACUGAUAAGUGGAAAUGAAGCUGAAAAGCAAGCCUUCAGUGAAGAAUUUAAAGCUACAUUUUAAGAAUAUAUAAUAUAGAAAAGAUUUACAUUGAAGAUUAUCUCUUGUAUUAACAAUUUUGUUAUUUCACAAGUAAUCUAAUUACUUUGAAUAAGAUCACACACAUGAAAAGAGCCAUGUGGUAUUUGGUAAGAUCUAGUGAUAAAUACUCACAUAGUUCUUGCUACCAAAGUCAAUGGCAGUGAGCAUUGUCAACCCUGCACAGGCCAGCCCUGCUCCAUGUUUAGCUGCUCAUUAUGAUUUUCAAUAACCAAGUCUUCCAUCUUCUCACCUAUCUUCCCUAAUAGUUUUAUUAGCGCUAUAGAUACCCUGACAAAUAGGCUGAUAGAAGCAAGAUAUACUUCUUCCUUUUUCUACAAACAAAAAUGCACGUAGAAAUUUUCUUACAAAAUUUUUCAAGAAGAGCAGUGUAACAAGUUGUUUGAACUUUUGAAAGUCAAAGUUCCCAGACUUCUGUGAUGUUCUCUAUGACGCCACAGACACUAGACAAAGUAAUUUCUAAAGUCCCUUUUUGCCUUUCUGGUUAUCUGAUUAUAAAAAAUGGGAUUUUAUGCUUAGAAACAUAUUGGCAUAUUUGUAAACAGUUGAGAUAUACAAAUAGUUUCACCUAGUGUCAUCCUUCAGUCUAUCACAGGCUUAUCUUUUUAUAAACUAUUCUUAAAACUGAAAUUAAUAGUUUUAUGGGUGAUAGGUAAAACCAUAUGAUGUGUAAUUUGUUAAACUUUCUUUGCAUGCAUUUCAAAAUCUGAGAAAUAAUAGAUAUUGAUUGCAAACAUGUUAUAUGUGUUCAUGUUACAGUUUAUGUUUACAGAAGGCUCAUGACAAUAAAAUGAUUUUCCCUAAUGUUUGGAU
Alexandromys fortis (reed vole) is the source of this 3317-nucleotide messenger RNA. It is a transcript of the gene Scel, whose product is annotated as sciellin. The transcript has 33 exons. Gene Ontology annotation, cellular component: cytoplasm. Lineage: Eukaryota; Metazoa; Chordata; Mammalia; Rodentia; Cricetidae. The coding region runs from base 322 to 2403 and encodes 693 amino acids. Gene Ontology annotation, biological process: epidermis development. The record is from RefSeq and is a predicted model, not a curated record.